Messenger RNA from Ceratina calcarata, 2577 nucleotides. Its product is annotated as PHD finger protein 12. The record is from RefSeq and is a predicted model, not a curated record. Gene Ontology annotation, biological process: negative regulation of transcription by RNA polymerase II. Gene Ontology annotation, molecular function: protein binding; transcription corepressor activity. The transcript is spliced from 5 exons. The coding region runs from base 658 to 2565 and encodes 635 amino acids. Lineage: Eukaryota; Metazoa; Arthropoda; Insecta; Hymenoptera; Apidae. Gene Ontology annotation, cellular component: nucleus; Sin3-type complex.
GCUAACGCGCGCGCACCUUUCGUCACUUUUCUAAUUACUUAUACUUUCUUGUGCACUUUUUUCUUAUUUUAGCUGCUUGCUGCUGACAUUACAUGCGCAUAUAUAUAUGUCACACGUCACACCAGAGAAGAAAUGAGAGUUGAUGAGAGUGCUCACCACGGUCGGGUUUUGCGUGUUCAACAACACCAUACUAGUGCUGCCCCCAACUUUUUCUUUAUUAGUUUUGGUACACUUUGGCAGCACGAUCGAACUGGGGACGGGGACGCCUGGGCUUUCAUUUCCAUAUUAUACGCAUCACUGAUAACGACGUCAACGGGUCAUACUGGAUCAUACUCUACUCCUCUACUCUACUGUCAUACCUUCGUGGUGUCAUCGUCGUCGUCGUCGUCGUCGUCGUCGUCGUUGUUUGGCUGCUGGGCUGGGUAUACAUACACUGUACACAGUCCGCGGCGAACGGUGGCGAACGUUACUAUCGGUGGUGGUGCAGCGUCCUCUUGGUAUCCCCUUUUUCUUUUCUGUAAGUUUUAAUCAUAACCAAUAUACAUCGAAUAUGAAAGAUGAGACAUGCGAAUGAACUUGUGAGCAGCAGGAAGCAAACAAAUUAUAUGUACCAAUAAGAAAAUCAUAUUUCGUUCGAGGUGAAUAGCUCGUAUUGAAAUGGGUACGGUAGAGUACGGUUUUCCAAUGAUCGGCGGUUUAAUGCCACAAAUUCAAGCCCUUAUAGCACCACCCGUAUCGGAGGAUUCUAAAGUGGCGAAAAGUAAAAAGGAUAGGGAGGAGAAGAAGCAUCCAUACUUUAAGAGAAGAGGACGUGGUCACAACAGAGAUAUUUGCGAUGCCUGCCGUGAUGGAGGAGAGCUUAUAUGUUGUGACAAAUGUCCCGCGUCUUAUCAUUUGCAGUGCCAUUACCCAGCAGUGGAUCCGGCAGAUAUUCCUAACGGAGAGUGGUUGUGCUACGCUUGUAGAUGCGCGUCAAAAAGAAAUCUCUUGGACCAGAAGGGAAAUGAGAAAGAUAAGAAGAAAUCCGCGUUGGAAGUGUUGGCACUGGCAGCAUCGUUGGUCAAUCCGAGAGAAUUCGAAUUACCUAAGGAACUUCAAUUGCCAAUUAUGUUUCCUGGUAGCAACAAGGUAGAUUAUGUUUCAGGUAGAAGAGGAAAGCAAACAAGCGGUAAUAACAAUGUAGGAAAAAGUCACUGCUUAGACAACAAUUUAAUGGUACCUUUGCCAGCACGAUUGUGCUUCGAAUGCGGUCGUAGUUGUCGGAAAGCGCCGUUGAUAGCAUGCGAUUACUGCCCGUUGUACUUCCAUCAAGAUUGCUUAGACCCACCGCUCACCGCUUUUCCCAUCGGAAGAUGGAUGUGUCCCAAUCAUCCGAAUCAUUUCAUAGACCAGAAUCUGUUAACGUCUUGUAGAGUGACGGAACGCAUUAAACUUUGGGACAAAUACGCCAAUCAACGUAUAGAUCAGCACGCGGUCAAAUUGGACUUUUUGCGUAAAGCACGAGCGACGAACCCGCUCUUUCGCACGAAAGUCAAAUUAGAGGGACGGACGAGAGUAAGAGUACCCUAUUCUGUAAAGUUCCACUACGAAAAUCCACCGGAAUUAGAUCCAGUGCAAUUUUAUCAUGACGCGGUGAUAAGGCCGACGACGGUCAAGGAUACGAAAUGCGUGCAAACGGAGAGUGGUGCGGAGGUGGUAGAAAAAUCGUCGGAGGAGCCGAUGGAGGUGGGAAAGGAAGAGAACGAUCGAGUAAAAGGGGCGGAGGAGAAAGAGCGACAGGCGGCAAGUAGUGACGUUAAGCAGGAAGAGAGUGUACAUUUAGUAGAAGAUCCAAAUGAAAAUGGACAUAGAAACGACAUCGAAUAUCAUGCCGAACGGUUUGGCUACGAUGCCAAGGAAGGUGUACAGUUACUGGAGAGACCGGUACUGGAAGCAUUGGCGUUACAACGACUGGAACAAAUAUUAGAUCCGGACGGAGAAAACUACGAUACGAUCGACUGCCAGACGAUGGCCAGGGCAGCGUUGUUUUCGUUAAACCACAAACCAAAACCGCCAGCUUUCAUGGUCCAUAAAACUUUGACCAUCGGCAGUGGCCCCAACUGCGAUUUAAUUCUAUCCGACUAUGGUAAUUGUAGCUUUACGUCCUCGAAACACGCUAUUAUUUUCUUCGAUGAGAGCACCAAACGUUACGAAUUAUUGAAUUACAGCGAAUACGGGACAGUGGUCGAUAACGUGCUUUACUCUUGUAACUACACAGCGGGAAUCGUGGGGACCGAGGUGAAAGAGGAGGCCGAUGAGAAAACGCAGGCGGCGUCCAAAGAAGUGGAAACGACGGACGCGGUGAGAUCUAUCAUAAAAGAGAGAACUCUGUCUCGGGAGCAAGCAGAAGAAACGAGAGUGUCGUGUAAAUGUAACAAGUUGACAAAGCACAAGGCAAAAAAUACAGAUCGGUUGGAAGAAGGUUGGGAAGGAAGUGCCAUCGUCGCUCACGGGUCGACUCUGUCGUUCGGAUGUUUGAUCUUUGUAUUUAAUACGAUAAAUGCGCAUCUAAAUCCUUACGGAUGAAACCUUACGAUU